UCAACAGGAAGUUAAUGUCGGCCAUUUUAACCAGGAAGCAUAAUUUUGUUGUUUUAAGUGCGAAACAGCUAAUUUCAAGGUAUUAGGCCAGUAUGGCCACUGGAGAGAAGAUCAGUUUGACAGAUGCUCUCCAGAAUGUUGAUGUCCUGGAUGAGUUGCCCCUGCCAGACCAGCAGCCGUGCAUUGAAGCCCUUUCCCUGUCCAUUCACUACCAAACCAACUUUGACACCAAUUUUGAAGACCGGUCAGCCUAUGUUACUGGGGUAGCUAGGUACAUCGAGGAGGCCACUGUCCAUGCAGACCUGAACAAGUUGCUGGAGGAAGGGAAGGAGUAUGCUGUGAUGAUCUAUACCUGGCGUUGCUGCUCACGAGCCCUACCACAGGUGAAGAGCAAUGAGCAGGAGAACCGGGUUGAGAUUUACCAGAAGAUUGUGGAAGUUCUCGAACCUCCCGUCUCAAAACUGAGAGACUUCAUGUACUUUCAGAAAAGAAUGAAAGAGCGAUUCUGCGGGGAAGUGAAGCGACUUUCACAUAAAGAAAAAAGGAAAGACUUUGUGUCCGAAGCUUACUUGCUUACACUUGGAAAGUUCUUAAACAUGUUCGCAGUUCUUAACGACCUGAAAAACAUGAAGGCAGCUUUAAGUAAUGACUACUCUGCCUACAAUAGGGCAGCCCAAUUUCUGAAGGUGAUGGCGGACCCGGCAACAUUGGAGGAGUCACAGAACCUGUCCAUGUUUCUGGCGACCCAGAACAAGAUAAGAGACGAACUCCAGAAGACGCUUCUCACCAUCGAUGGCUACGAGGAGCUGCUCGCGGACAUCAUCACCAUUUGCGUACACAUGUACGAGAACAAGAUGUACAUUGAGCCCAGCGAGAAAUACAUGCUCGUCAAGGUGAUGGCUUUUGGACUGUUUAUGAUGGACAAUUCCAACAACAGCAUCUACAAGAUGGACCAGAAGAAAAGGAUCAGUAUCUCCAAGAUUGACAAAAUAUUAAAGCAACUAGAGAUCGUGCCCUUGUAUGGCGAUAUGCAGGUAGCCCCGUUCCAGUACAUUAAGAAGAGCGCGAACUUUGACCCAUCAAAAUGGCCGGCUUGUGAGUCAAGCGCCCUUAGCCCACAGUCAAACAUCCUCGCAAAUCUGGAGCCCAUACGUGAGGACCACAUGUCCUACAUCAGUCAGCUCUCACGACACAGCAAUGAGUUUGUGAUAGGCAAAAAUAUUAAUAUUAAACAGGCAAUCACAACAACUCGCGAGAGUCCACGUACAGACGCAGAAAACAAAGACCUGUACGAGCUGGCAUUGAGGGGCCUACAGCUUCUUUCUGCAUGGACCCAGCAGGUCAUGGAACUGUACACAUGGAAACUGCUGAACCCAACAGAUCCCCACCAGAACCCGAGUUGUCCUGUAGAGGCGGAGGAAUAUGAGAGGUCCACACGCUACAACUACAGCAGUGCCGAGAAGUUUGCUAUCAUAGAAGUCAUUGCCAUGAUCAAGGGGCUGCAACUCCUCAUGUUGAGGAUGGAGUCAGUGUUUAUGGAUGCCAUACGUCGACACAUCUACGCCGAGCUGCAGGAUUUUGUUCAGCUUGUUCUCCGAGACCCUGUCAGAAAGGCUAUCAAGAAGAAAAAUGAUGUUAUUAAAGUGAUAGUAAUGUCUGUGCGGAACACAUGCGUGGACUGGCUGCGGGGGGUGGAGCCCAAUGAGGACCCGGCCAUGAAGGGCAAGAAAGACCCAGAGGAGGGCUUCCAGAUCAAGGUGCCCCGCAGGAAUGUUGGCCCCUCAACUACUCAGCUGUACAUGGUGAGGACCAUGCUGGAAUCUCUCAUAGCAGAGAAGAACACCGGCGGGAAGAAGACGCUGCGGAAAGACAUCGACUACCAGCACUUUCUGGCCAUUGAUAACUUUCACAAAAACUCAUUCUUCUGGUCCUAUUGCAUCAACUUUAAUGAAUCUCUACACAACAGCUGUAACCUAUCCCAGCUCUGGUUCCGGGAGUUCUUCCUUGAGAUGACCAUGGGCAAGAGGAUACAGUUCCCCAUAGAGAUGUCCAUGCCCUGGAUCCUGACAGACCAUAUCCUGGAGACGAAGGAAUCCUCUAUGAUGGAGUACAUUCUGUAUCCCCUGGACCUGUACAAUGACAGCGCCCACUACGCCCUGACCCUCUUCCACCAGCAGUUCCUCUAUGAUGAAAUUGAGGCAGAGGUGAAUUUGUGUUUUGACCAGUUUGUGUACAAGUUGAGUGACCAGAUAUUUGCAUACUACAAGCAGCUUGCUGCAAGUAUGAUGCUGGACAAGCGGUUUAGAGCAGAAUGUGCCAAUGCUGGGAUCGUCAUCGAUUUUCCACGUGCAAAUCGAUACGAAACCCUCCUGAAACAACGACAUGUACAGCUGCUUGGCCGAUCAAUUGACCUCAAUCGAUUGGUUGGGCAGAGAAUAAAUGCAGCUUUACAGAAAUCCUUGGAAGUUGCAAUCUCUAGAUUUGAAGGCGGUGACAUCACGGGCAUUAUGGAACUCGACGGUCUCAUAGAUUGUAACAAGCUCACACAUAAGCUGUUGAAGCAGUUUCUCACCCUGAAUGACUUUGACGCAAUGCUGCGGGAGGCCAACCACAACGUGUCUGCUCCGUACGGACGCACAACUCUCCAUGUGUUCUGGGAACUCAACUAUGACUUCCUGCCAAACUACUGCUACAAUGCUGCCACGAACAGAUUUGUAAAGACCAACUACACCUUUGUAGAGGCCAGUCAGAGAGAGAAACCACCAAAUGCCUCUCACCCAUACAUUUGGGGGACAAAGACGCUGACCUCGUCAUUCAGCUCCAUCUACAGUCAGUACGCAGGGUUUGUUGGUCCCCCACAUUUCCGCGUCUGCUGUCGUCUCCUUGGUUACCAGGGUAUCGCUGUCGUUGUGGAGGAACUGCUCAAAAUUGUCUCUGAACAGCUCACUGGUCCCCUGAUGAGGUACACGAAAAUCCUGAUGAGCAGCAUGCCACAGAACUGCCGUCUGCUCAGAUACGACUACGGAUCCCCGGGUGUGAUGGGUUACUACCAGGCCCAGCUUGCCGAGCUGAUCCAGUAUCCAGACAUGCGCACAGAGGUGUUCCAACUGUUCAGGGAGGUUGGCAAUGCAAUCCUCUUCUGCCUCCUCAUAGAACAAUCAAUGACCCAGGAGGAAGUGUGUGACUUGAAGCAUGCAGCUCCCUUCCAGAACAUCAUACCUAAACCAUUCAUACCAGCAAAAGAUGGCCAAUCUCGCAAGGAUAAAGAAGAGGAACUCAAGACUGUGAUGAAGCGACUGGAGGGCAAGUACCAGGCCUUGCAAGUGGUACCCAUCAUUGGCAAGUUUGGGAACCAGAAGCAAUCAAACAUAGCCCAAGAGGGAGACCUGCUCACACGUGAGCGCCUGUGUUGUGGGCUGUCCAUGUUUGAGGUGAUACUGAAACGUAUCCAGUCAUUCUUGGAUGACCCAGUCUGGCAUGGGCCGCCGCCCGCUAACGGGGUCAUGAAUGUCGACGAGUGUACGGAGUUCCACAGGCUCUGGAGUGCCAUACAGUUUGUUUACUGUGUGCCCGUUGGCGAGAAUGAAUACACCGUAGAACAACUGUUUGGAGAGGGACUUAACUGGGCAGGCUGUGCAAUUAUUGUGUUGCUAGGGCAACAACGGAGAUUUGAGGCUCUAGAUUUCUGCUACCACAUCCUGAAAGUGAACCGGGUGGACCAGAAAGAUGAAAACGUGAAGGGCAUUCAACUGAAGAAAAUGGUGGACCGAAUCCGCAAGUUUCAGAUCCUGAACAGCCAGAUAUUUGCGACUCUGAACAAAUACCUGAAGACCGGUGAUUCUGACGGCAUGCCCGUGGAACAUGUGCGAUGUUUUCAACCGCCCAUCCACCAGUCACUUGCUACCACAAUAUAGGUGGAUACAGACCUUUAAUGCUUGAUAAGACAUGUUUAUGACUUGACAGUAUAAAAACCAUUGUGUUGAUUAUAACCAUUGUGUUGAUUAUCUUGUAUUCAUCAGAAAUUAAUAGCCACUUGCCACCACCUUCUACGUGGAUACAGACCUUUAAAGCUCUUCUGAGACAUGCUUACUAAUUAACAGUAUAAUAAUCAUUGUGUUAAUUUGGAGUAAGAUUUUGCAUUCAUCAGUAUCCUUACAACCACCACCAUAUAGCGAGGGGCCAUGAAAAAAUGUUUAUGACUAAUCACUGUAAUAGUGAUGAUCCACCAGUCACACGCCACCUCCAUAUUGAGUGAUACAAACCUCAAUCACGUUAAGGAAUGAUUUGUUAACAAUUUCAAGUCUUAAAUUGAGUCUGAUCUGAUUUAUAGUAGAAUUUUUCUGAUAUUCUGCUUUAUAUCUCCAAAUGGAGAGUGUCAUGCUUUUUAAGCAAACUUGCCAAAUUAUUCAUAAUGGUAUUAACCUUUUUUCUGUGAAAAGGGUUGAAAUGAGAUUUUUCAGUUAAAUUGUUUAAAGGUUAAUGAUUUGACAGUAUAAAAUGAUAUUUUAGGAAGAUCUGUAUUUGUGACAAUUAUAAUUAGGUACCUCAUUUUAAUUGCAUUUUUUUCAUUGAUUACUACUAUUCCAUAUAAAUCUUACAUUAGCAGAAGUUGAAUGUAUGCACAUAUAUUUCUUUUUAUAUAAUUACUCCUCGAUAUAAAUCUUACAUAAUUAGAAAUUGAAUGUAUGUACCUGUAUUUUACUAUAUUAUUCCAACACUUGACAAUGAUAUAUAUGUGAAAUAGCUCAAAAACAGUCUUUAAUGUAUGCACAAUUGCAUAGAUUGCUGCUAACGGUAAAUGGCUUGUUUUUUAAGCGACCCAUAUUCUGUGAUUUUUGGGUUUGGUAAAGCAAAGUUCCUCAAAAUUCCUUAGGCCUCUAUUAUUUAAUCAUAGAUAAAUAUUUGUAAAAUCAUUAAUUUGCUAGAUUUUGAAUUUAUGAUCUGAUUAAUUAGUGAAAAAUUGCAAAGAUAAAACCUUCUCAAAAUUGAUCUAGUUUUACAUUUUUUAUUUGUCAUGUUGAUUGUCCUUGUAAAUGGUUUUUGGCAGUUGAUUUUUCGUGCUUCCAACAUUAACAUAAACCCAUUUAGAAUAUCAUAGACCCAUUUAGGACAUUGUUAACGCAUUUAAUAUAUUGUGAACCCAUUUUAAAUAUUGUGAACCCAUUUACAAUAUUGUGAACCCAUUUAAAAUAUCUUGAACCCAUUUAUGGUAUGAUGAAAGCAUUUGAGAUAGCAUGAACCCAUUUACAAUAUAGUGUACCCAUUUACAAUAUCAUGAACCCAUUUAUGGUAUCAUUAACCUAAUCAUGUCAUCAUGAACAGGGGUACAAUAUUGUGAACCCAUUCACCGUUCCAUGAACCCAUUUGGGAUAUUGUGAACCAAUUUACAAUAUCAUGAACUCAUUUACGAUAUCAUGGACCCAUUCACAUCAUCAUUAACCCAUUUAUAAUAUCAUUAACCAAUUACAAUAUCAUUAACCCAUAAACACUGUGGCAUUUUACUAAUUACAAUUAUGAUUUUCCAGGAUUUUAAUUGUUGAAUUCUUUAUUAUUGAGAAGUGUAUCUAUUGAAAUUCGCUAUAUUAUUAUUAUAUUAGUAUUAGUAUUAUAUUAACAAAUGUCUUUACUUAAGUGUUGUAAGCAUGACUUUUUGUCAGUAUAUUGAUAGUUUUAUUCACCAAUUAGAAGCUUAGAUAUAAUCAACUCCUACUUGCAUAAGGAUCUUUUUAUCAUGUACACAAUUAUGUUGUAUAAAAUUAGAUUUACUUCCUAAAGCAGUGCAAUAUUGUAGAUACUUGUACAUGAAUGAAUUAACUUCUUAUAUAAUUAUUCUGGUAUCUGACACAAAAAGGUGGUUAGACCCAUUUACAUUUGAAGUGUGUACCUCAAUUAUUUAUGCUAUGCAUACAUAUGUAGCUGAGUGUGUGAAAAACUGGAAGUGCUGGCUUUUUUUGCCGAUUUAAUGACAGCUUUGGCUUCAAUAAAUUAAUUAUUUGUAUGCUGUUUCCCGACCAACUCAAAAAUUCCCAAGACCUGAAAGUUUUUUAGCCUCUCUGGUGAUUGUAGGUUUUUUAUUUUUCAGUAAGGAAUUAAAGUGUUAAGGAAGUUAAGAAAUAAAAUAACCUACCUACCCACACCUAAAUCAUUGUUGAAUACCUCAAAUUCACUACUGCGCUAUGAUUCGUUGUGUACUGUGGGCUAGGAAGAUCUCGUAACCAUGCAUAGGUAAUUAGGCAGUUUCAUUGGCUCUGCAAUGAAACCUCUGGGGAAAUCUGACACUCACAUAUGGACAGACACUUGUUCUUAUGUUUUCCAAUGGCAAAAGCUCAAAAUGAACUUAUUCAGCCUGAUUACUACAACAUUUUAUUUUAGUUUGUUUAAACUUAUUUAAUUUUACAAUGAUUGUGAAACAAGCUAUUGCGAUUUACAUUAAUCACUCUUGUUUGCACGAUGUUGCACGAGAGUGUGGUCUUGUGUUGUGGUGGAGACCACCGGAGUACCCGAAGGAAACCGAUUUGUCCGAAAAAUUUCUAACCUGCCACUUAGACCACUCGCCAGCGUUGACAGCUGACAUUACAUGGUUACUUAAGAGUAUAUAAUUGUAACAUGCGAUUCCAUUGAAAGAAGAGUUGUCUCCCCUGCCUCAAGCAUAUUUAUAUAAACCAAAUAUUGCCAGUCAAUUUUCUCAUGGUUUGUAUGUAUUGUAACUGAAUAAGUACCUGGUUGAUGGCAAUGCAGCUAAAUAUAUUUAUAGGAAAACAGCUAACAAAUUUUGAUUAAUGGCGGCCUUUAUAUUUCAUUAUUAUAUUAUUCUUUUCCUUCCAUAAUAUAGAUUUUUAGCCUUAAAUGUAAUUACCAAUAAUCUUGUAAGAUUUCAUGUUGCAAACACAUGUUUGAUUGAAUAACAUAUAUUUUUUAAGACUUAAUUAUUAUUACCAACACUUAUCUGGUAAGACUUGUCUAUUGUACAACUUGUAUUUUACAAUGUCAUGUAAAAUUGCUAAAAUCUAUAGUUAUAAUCUGGAAUUCAAUUUUAUCUUGGAAUUCUAUGCUAUCUGUGUAAUUGAAACAGUGUGGGUUUUUGAGUGAAUCAUGAAUGCCUGGUUCAAAUAAACUGUCAUAAUGAAGAUAUUUGAAAACCCAUAAAAUAAUAAUUUCAAGUGUUAUGAUUGUUUUAUUGUCUUGUGUUAUGUUAGUUUAUUUUGAUCUGCAUGCAGCUUGUAUUAAAUGAAAUAAAACUAGAAUUAUGAUAAUGCUA
Mya arenaria is the source of this 7258-nucleotide messenger RNA. RefSeq names its product cytoplasmic FMR1-interacting protein-like. The record is from RefSeq and is a predicted model, not a curated record. Gene Ontology annotation, cellular component: synapse; SCAR complex; neuron projection. The coding region runs from base 93 to 3914 and encodes 1273 amino acids. Gene Ontology annotation, molecular function: RNA 7-methylguanosine cap binding; small GTPase binding. NCBI's taxonomy places the organism in Eukaryota, Metazoa, Mollusca, Bivalvia, Myida, Myidae. The transcript has 29 exons. Gene Ontology annotation, biological process: cell projection assembly; axon guidance; cell morphogenesis.